Messenger RNA from Mya arenaria, 3799 nucleotides. RefSeq names its product potassium channel subfamily K member 18-like. Gene Ontology annotation, molecular function: potassium ion leak channel activity. Gene Ontology annotation, biological process: potassium ion transmembrane transport; stabilization of membrane potential. Lineage: Eukaryota; Metazoa; Mollusca; Bivalvia; Myida; Myidae. The record is from RefSeq and is a predicted model, not a curated record. Gene Ontology annotation, cellular component: membrane. The transcript is spliced from 5 exons. Bases 820 to 2322 code for a protein of 500 amino acids.
CUGUGCCGUGAUCGAAUCGCUAAACGUAUACAACGUCACAAUUCUAGGCAUCAAAAUUACACAGGAUUAUCUACGUAAUAACCAAUAUAAAUAAAUAGGUUUGUGGAUUCUGACAUGAUUGCCGGCGAUUAGCCACAAUAGCGGCAUGAAUGGGUUUAUUAAGACAGUUAAUUGCGGAAAGUAACAUUUGGUGUUUCUUGGAAGUGUAGCGCCAGGUUAGAACUUCAGUAAAGGCGAAAUUGCUUUUACUACGCGAGCGUAACAACUGCAUGGGAUUGUUUGAAUUACAUCAUGGUCAUUGUAUUAUAAUGUUUACCAUUCCCCUCCCUUCACUGCCAUGCUAUCAUGUCAUCACACGGAAAGAAUUCUUUGAAAUUGGACAAGUCGUUGAGCGAUUACAGCGAUGUAAAAAGGAAUCACUCGCUCGGAAAACUCUUGCGUCAACCGAUGCAUGCUAAUUGCAGAAACUUUCAAAUAAAAUGACGCCAUCAGCACAAUAGGUCCUCCCAGAGUAAGGGAACUCUUUUAUCGGAUAUCGCUGCUGAGACUGCAAUAAGUCUGAAUUGGAUUCCAUGGAUCUGUAUGUAAUCAAAGUGAAAGGAAAUCUUCAUAAAGUGUCGACACUUCCGCACAUUUGACAGUGCGAUACACAUGCUACAUAUAAAGGAGGAUGCAUUUUCUUGAUAAUAACUCAAUAUUAAAAAGCACAAGGAUAUACUUCAAUAAAGUAAUGUUUAUCACAUUCAUCAGUAACAAAUGUAAACGACAAAUAAAAAGAGUACUUUGCUAACAGUAUUAAUUUCUUUUUAAUUUUUAAUUAUGUCAGAAGGUGGAAAUGAAGAAAGUGUGUUUAAGGAAAGCAAACGAGAGGAAGGAAAAGCAACGCGUAGCUGGUGCUGCUGUUGUUGUAAGCGGCCAGCACAAUUCGUCAUUGAGAAAGGGCCUAACAGUAGGAACGGCGCGCGGUUGGCCAUGUACGCCACAGACCCGUCGUCGUCAAUGGCGGAUAACCUUGUCACCACACCGACGGAGGACCAUAUAAGCGAUAUACAAACAUUCCGACAGGAUUGCAGCCAGAAAGACAAUUCCAUACGCAGGCGGACCUGCGAACAACGGUGUAAGAAAUGCUGUAAAAAGUUUAUGACAUUCUUCUUCUCGAACAUUGGAUUGUGUUCGUUGGUGGUGGCUUAUUCCAUUCUGGGUGGCUUCAUUUUCCAGACACUAGAGGCGCCCCACGAGAUCCAAAAGCGUCACCUGAUGACCAAGCGGCGGGCCCUGUACGCCCAGGAGCUGUGGAACUUCACUGACAGCCGUGACAUAUUCUUCGAACCAAACUACACACGUGUUGUGGAGAUGCUGCUUGUACGGUUCCAGACCGAUGUGCUACUGGCCAAGAAGGACGGUUGGGACGGCUCGGACGGUGAUGUAGAGCCCCUCUGGUCAUUUGCCGGUUCUCUCCUAUACUCCGUCACCGUCAUCACUACAAUAGGUUACGGUCAUAUCGCCCCGAAGACGUUCGAAGGUCGCCUCGUUACGAUAUUCUACGCACUUUUUGGGAUUCCACUGACGCUGCUCUGCCUAACCAACAUGGGCAGUUUUCUUGGCAAUUGUUUCCGGCUGUUGUACAAGCACUUGUGCCAGCUGUUGAAAUGGAUGUGCUGUCCGCCAGAGGAGACUGUCACUAAGAGGCGUUCGGUCAACAGCCCCGGCAGUACCAUUAGGAGCAAGAGCGUAUCUUCCAGGAGUGACUUAUCCCAGCAACAGGAGCUUCAUCCGUUACAGCUAAAUGCGGACGACAAGAGCACAAAUACUCUGAAAGUAGCCCCCCUGAAGGCGCCGAUAGUGCGGAAAGAUAGUCGGGGAAAGACGCGGAGUAGGAGCUCCAGUCCUAGUCCGACUAGCAAAGAGCCACCGGGAGUAAUAGGCGAAAUAAAUAUCGUGGUGGAAGAUUAUGACAAUCCUAAAAUGAACACGGAUCAUAAGGUAGAGCAAAUUCGUGUUCCUAUAUUCGUGAGUCUCUUAAUUAUCGCCAUUUAUAUUAUCGGGGGAGCAUUAAUGUUUUCUAUGUGGGAGAACUGGGAUUAUCUCGAAGGUUCUUACUUCUGCUUUAUAACAUUGAGCACAAUAGGAUUUGGUGAUUAUGUUCCGGGUUCCAUCAGCCGAACGGAGAACGCAGAUAGCCGGAAGAAACUAAUUAUAUGCUGUGUUUAUCUCCUAUUUGGACUGGCGGUUAUAGCCAUGUGUUUCAACCUCAUGCAGGAAGACGUACGGGCCAAGUUCCGCUGGCUUGGUGUGAAACUAGGGCUCAUUGAAGAGAAGUGAAAAGUGAUGUGAUUGUGUGUUCUUUGUGAUAUACAUGAUAUUACGUAAUAAUUAUCUAUCUGAUGUCAGUAUUUUAUAGACCUUUUUUUGAAACCUUUUUGUUCUUUACCUGUACCUCUUUUUGUACCUCUGUCUGUACAUGUCGACCUCCAGUAUCGGUUACGUUGAUUGUAUAUUUAUGCACUAAUAUAAUAGUUAUCAACUGUCUAUGUCAAUGGUUAGUCGUGAACUAGAACUGAACUUGGUUGUUUUAGUUUUCAAGUAUUUAUGGUUUAGGGUUAGUCUUUCUGUGUGUGUGAUAUCUAGCUUGUAAAUGGUCUACCAGGAAGUUUCGCAUGAAAUCAAAAUAACGAAGUACGAGGGGUUAGGUUGACGAAGGCUCUAUUACAGCUUUGCAACAAAUUAAUAAAAUAAAAAUAAAUUCAUGAUCAUUAUACAACGCAAAUUUAAACACUAGUGUGUUGUAAGCUUUUUAUUGUUGUUAACAUGUGUAUAAUUUGCAUAAUUAUAAGAAACCAAUAAUACGUAUUGAUACGUCAUGCAUUAUUUUAUGCUAAAAAAUGUGUCAUUCAAUGCUUGAAAAUAAAUGGAAAAUUACACUUGUGUGUUCUAUUUCACCAAACAAUUUAGUCUUGAUCAUAAAUUGAUAUAAAAUGUGAACAAUGGCGAUAUUACAUGUGUGUCAUUCUAAAUAAAUUUGCGGCUCAAAUGCAUAUGGUUGAAAUUCCCACAUGUAAGGAUAUUCAAACCACAUAAUUUGUAUGCGAAAUGCUACCGAUUUGGUUACUCCGACAUUCUGAAAAGGAAGAAAGCAGUGAAAGAUUGCAAUUUCGUGGUUUCUUUACAAUAUGUACCCACUUUUCAUUAAGUAUUUCUUAAUUGUUUGGUGAAAGAGAUACUGUUAGUAAUCUGUGCAUUAAUGAAAGAUUGUAUUUUAGGUUAACAAAUAGUUCAAACACCGUCAUGGCGUUUAUUGUUGGAAAAUUCGCUUUCACACCUCGAAUUGUAAGCCAGCAGCCGCUUGUAUAAAACUGGUUGAUUGUUUGGUUUGGUGAAAGUUGGCCAAAUUGUUUAUCGAUUGGUCGGUGUUGAUCCAAAUAUUAAUAUUAACCAAUCACAUCAUUAAAAUUUGGAAACUAGCCUAAAGGUAACCUUCGUACAACUUCUCCGAGUUUUAUACAAUCGGCUGCAUAUGACUUUUUAUCUACUCAGCAGUUUUACACGAAUUGCAGUAGAUCAUGCGUAUCGCUUGUUUUAUUCUUACAGGAAACCACAGCAUGAUUUCUACAAUAAUGGGCGUUUAUGUACUUGUCAAUAGCUGUUUUGACACAAAACACUGGCAAUUUUGUAAUUACUACUUUCACUCGUUUCCAUUUACAUUAAGGUCUGUUCUGCAGUUGCUGUUUUAAGUGUUCAUCUGUGACACACAAACAUCGAUAUUAUUGUUCUCAACUUAAAUAUGCAUUCUAGAAAGAGA